Belonocnema kinseyi is the source of this 384-nucleotide messenger RNA. RefSeq names its product keratin-associated protein 5-1-like. NCBI's taxonomy places the organism in Eukaryota, Metazoa, Arthropoda, Insecta, Hymenoptera, Cynipidae. The record is from RefSeq and is a predicted model, not a curated record. The transcript has a single exon. The coding region runs from base 1 to 384 and encodes 127 amino acids.
AUGAAUACAGCCUUGUACGAAACAGCAUAUUUUACUGAUACUUGUUCACCAAAAUGUUCUGGAUGUGAUGGAUUUUGUUCUCUAGCUGGGUUACGUCCUUUUUGCACAAAGAAAUCCAGGUGUCGUCACCCUUGUGGAGAACAUACUAAUAAAUGUGGAGGUGGUGGAUGUUGUGGAAGUGGUUGUCGAGGAGGAUGUGGGAAACCUGGCCAGCUAUGCUUGCCUUUAAGAUCCUGCCCCAAUCCACCCUGUCAAUCUCUUAGAAAUUCAGGAAAAUCUACAUGUUUACCACCUACAUCCAAUGCACAUCAACCACCAUGUUGCAAGAUACCUCAAAUAAUGGGAAUUUCAGGAAACAGGUCUGGAAAAAGUAGCCCACGGUAA